CUUCCAGUAGGUGGCAGUAAUGCACCGAACGUUGUUAAACAACACGAAGAGGAAGGCAACAUGGCCGCUUACAUGAUGAACGGGUUCAGGAUAUUUUCUCGUGAAUUGACUUCAGCUCCACUCCAGUAUCGUUACUAUCAGCCCUGCCUGCAGAGGCUCCAGGUGAGGCCGCUGUUCCUCCAGACUCCUCCGCCUCCCUCCGCUGUGUUCUCCCAUCAUUUCUGGAGCUCCGCGGCCUCCCGGCAGAAGGAGGCGGACCCUGACCUCCAGGCUGCCCAGAGUUUGGAGCGGUACAAAGACAGACCGUGGGACUACCUGGACAGCGAAGAAUAUGCAGAGCGCUAUGGGAGCAGGGCGGUGUGGACGGGUUACAGGCGGAACCAUAAAGGAGGCAUCCCCCCCCAGAAGACACGGAGGACCUGCAUUAGAGGAGACAAGAUAUGCGGGCAUCCCUGUCCAAUUUGCAGAGACCCUAACAUCAUUAUCCACCAUCAGAACGUGAAGUUACUCCAGCAGUUUAUCAGUCCCCACACUGGAAUGGUGUAUGACCCCACUCUGACCGGUGUUUGUAUGAAGCAACAGAAGAAGCUUAACGAAGCCAUCAACAAAGCCAGAGACGAUGGUUUGCUUCCUUUUCAGAUUCCACAUGUGGAUUUUUCAGGAGAGGACUACUCCAACUCCCAUGAUGCCGUUGGGCUCACACCACCGCCGCCGCCGCUCUCCAGCGAGCCCUGGUAUAAGUGGUACGGAGAAAUAACGCCCAAUGAAAAGAAAGUGGAACAAGUCAAGAAGACGUACAAAGCUUAUUUAAAAGGCUAAGAUCAUCAAAGAAGCUCUGAAAUGAUCAGCCUGCCUGAAUAUUUAAAAACUGUUCAAUAAAAACCAACCAAAGGA
Molecule: messenger RNA, 894 nt
Organism: Cyprinodon tularosa
Lineage: Eukaryota; Metazoa; Chordata; Actinopteri; Cyprinodontiformes; Cyprinodontidae
Gene: mrps18b
Product: mitochondrial ribosomal protein S18B
Exons: 7
Coding region: 61-819 (252 amino acids)
Biological process (GO): mitochondrial translation
Cellular component (GO): mitochondrion; ribosome
Molecular function (GO): structural constituent of ribosome
Source: RefSeq, a predicted model, not a curated record